AUAGGGCGUACGUCGAUUUUUGUUAAGAGUCGAAAAUUACAUAAAAGUUAAAUUCGUUCAAAACCCAUUUCAAUUAAAGUUCUGUGUUUUGUUUGUGCAUGAAAAAAUAAAGUGAAAAUGUCGUCGCAACCAUUGCCGAUUCGUUUUCAGGAGCAUCUUCAGCUCACAGCGAUUGGUAUCAAUCAAACGUCAAUAGCCUUCAGUAAUUUGACGAUGGAAUCGGACAAGUUCAUCUGUGUUCGAGAAAAAGUUGGAGAGACUGCACAAGUGGUCAUUAUUGAUUUGAAUGAUGCCCAAAACCCCAUUAGACGUCCUAUUAGCGCGGAUUCAGCGAUUAUGAAUCCAGCAAGUAAAGUUAUUGCGUUAAAAGCUGGCAAAACUUUGCAAAUUUUUAAUAUUGAGAUGAAAUCUAAAAUGAAAGCGCAUACAAUGACCGAAGAAGUAGUAUUCUGGAAAUGGAUUUCUCUAAAUUCGCUUGCUUUGGUAACGGAAGGUGCCGUAUAUCACUGGUCCAUGGAAGGCGACUCGUUGCCUGUAAAAAUGUUUGAUCGUCAUUCUUCAUUGAACAACUGUCAAAUCAUCAACUAUCGCACGGAUUUGAAACAACAAUGGCUCCUUCUCGUAGGCAUUACUGCGCAACAAAAUCGCGUAGUUGGCGCAAUGCAACUAUAUUCCGUCGAACGAAAAGUUUCGCAACCAAUUGAGGGACAUGCAGCUGCUUUUGCAACUUUUAAAAUGGAAGGAAACCCUGAGCCAUCGACGUUGUUUUGUUUUGCCGUUCGUACAGCGACGGGCGGAAAACUUCAUAUUAUUGAAGUUGGAACACCGCCAACGGGCAAUCAACCAUUUACGAAGAAAGCAGUCGAUUUGUUUUUCCCUCCGGAAGCACAAAAUGACUUCCCUGUGGCAAUGCAAGUAUCUGAAAAAUAUGACACAAUUUACUUGAUCACAAAGUACGGUUAUAUUCAUCUGUAUGAUAUUGAAUCAGCUACAUGUAUUUACAUGAAUCGCAUUUCGGCUGAUACGAUUUUCGUAACUGCACCGCACGAAGCGAGCGGCGGAAUUAUUGGCGUAAAUCGCAAAGGACAAGUUUUGUCCGUAACUGUUGACGAGGAGCAAAUUAUCAACUACAUUAAUGUCGGAUUGCAAAAUUCUGAUUUGGCUCUUCGCAUGGCAGUAAGAAACAAUUUAGCAGGCGCAGAGGAUUUGUUUGUGCGAAAAUUCAAUCAACUUUUCCAAAAUGCACAAUACGCUGAAGCCGCAAAAGUUGCAGCAAUCGCUCCUAAAGGAAUUCUUCGAACUCCACAGACUAUUCAAAAAUUCCAACAAGUUCAGCCUCCUCCAGGUUCAACAUCGCCUCCUCUUUUACAAUAUUUCGGCAUUCUCCUUGAUCAAGGAAAGCUAAAUAAAUACGAAUCUUUGGAGUUGUGUCGCCCUGUUUUGUUGCAAGGCAAAAAACAAUUGGUCGAAAAGUGGGUAAAAGAAGAAAAACUCGAAUGCUCUGAAGAAUUGGGAGAUCUUGUAAAACCAUCAGAUCUUAAUCUUGCACUUUCCAUUUAUCUUCGUGCAAAUAUCCCCAAUAAGGUAAUUCAGUGCUUUGCCGAAACAGGUCAAUUUCAAAAAAUUGUCAUGUAUGCAAAGAAAGUCAACUAUCAACCUGAUUACAUCUUCUUGUUGCGUCAAUUGAUGCGUACUAAUCCUGAUGCCGGAUCAGGAUUCGUCUCAAUGCUUGUCGCUGAUGAAGAGCCUUUGGCAGACAUCAACCAAAUUGUCGAUAUUUUCAUGGAGCAAAAUCUUGUACAACAAUGUACUGCAUUUUUGUUGGAUGCAUUGAAACACAAUCGUCCAAACGAGGGCCCAUUGCAAACACGUCUCUUGGAAAUGAAUUUACUUUCUGCUCCGCAAGUUGCUGAUGCGAUUCUAGGUAAUGCUAUGUUUACGCAUUACGAUCGUGCACACAUUGCCCAAUUAUGCGAAAAAGCAGGUCUUUUGCAACGUGCUCUUGAGCAUUACACUGAUUUGUAUGACAUUAAACGUGCUGUCGUUCAUACUCAAUUAUUAUCGGGCGAUUGGUUGGUUGGAUUUUUUGGCACAUUAUCUGUCGAAGACUCUUUGGAAUGCCUGAAAGCAAUGUUGACUGCCAACAUUCGUCAAAACUUGCAAAUUUGUGUUCAAAUCGCUACAAAAUACCACGAACAAUUGAGCACAAAGUCUCUCAUUGAUUUAUUCGAAUCCUUCAAAUCAUACGAAGGACUAUUCUAUUUCCUUGGAUCUAUUGUGAACUUUAGUCAGGACUCGGAAGUUCACUUUAAAUAUAUUCAAGCUGCAUGCAAAACGAAUCAAAUUAAGGAAGUCGAGAGAAUUUGUCGUGAAAGUAACUGCUACAACGCAGAACGCGUCAAAAAUUACUUGAAGGAAGCAAAAUUGACGGAUCAACUUCCUUUGAUUAUCGUUUGUGAUCGUUUCGAUUUCGUACAUGAUUUGGUCCUAUAUUUGUAUCGCAACAACUUGCAAAAAUACAUUGAAAUUUAUGUGCAAAAAGUAAAUCCAUCUCGUUUGCCCGUUGUUGUUGGAGGAUUAUUGGAUGUUGAUUGUUCUGAAGAUAUCAUUAAGAAUUUGAUUUUGGUUGUCAAAGGGCAAUUUUCAACUGAUGAGCUUGUCGAAGAAGUCGAAAAGCGAAAUCGCUUAAAACUUCUUUUACCAUGGCUUGAAUCACGAGUACACGAAGGCUGUAUUGAGCCAGCAACUCAUAAUGCUUUAGCUAAAAUUUACAUUGACUCAAAUAACAAUCCUGAGCGAUUCCUCAAAGAAAAUCAAUUUUACGAUAGUCGUGUUGUCGGUAAAUAUUGCGAAAAACGGGAUCCUCAUUUGGCAUGUGUCGCCUAUGAACGAGGACAAUGCGAUCGUGAAUUAAUUGCGGUUUGUAAUGAAAACUCUUUGUUUAAAUCAGAAGCCCGUUAUUUGGUACGUCGCCGUGAUCCUGAUCUUUGGGCUGAAGUUUUGUUGGAAUCUAAUCCAUACAAAAGACAAUUGAUAGAUCAAGUUGUUCAAACUGCGUUGUCAGAAACUCAAGAUCCAGAUGACAUUUCGACAACUGUGAAGGCAUUCAUGGCUGCUGAUUUGCCUAAUGAACUCAUCGAGUUACUCGAGAAGAUUGUUUUGGAUUCUAGCGUAUUCUCCGAUCAUCGUAACUUACAAAAUCUGUUGAUUUUGACAGCGAUCAAAGCCGAUAGAACUCGUGUUAUGGACUACAUCAAUCGUUUGGAUAACUAUGAUGCUCCCGAUAUUGCAAACAUCGCAAUUAGUAAUCAAUUGUAUGAAGAAGCAUUUGCAAUUUUCCGCAAAUUUGACGUAAACACAUCAGCUAUUCAGGUUUUAAUUGAAAAUGUCGAAAACCUUGAAAGAGCUAAUGAGUUCGCAGAACGUUGCAAUGAGCCUGCUGUAUGGUCUCAACUUGCAAAAGCACAAUUGCAACAAGGAAAAGUAAAGGAGGCUAUUGACAGUUAUAUCAAAGCUGAUGAUCCAUCGGCGUACAUUGAUGUUGUAGACGUCGCAAGCAAAAACGAUUCUUGGGAAGAUUUGGUACGUUAUUUGCAAAUGGCACGCAAAAAAGCUCGCGAAAGUUAUAUCGAAAGUGAAUUGAUUUACGCCUAUGCACGAACGGGACGAUUAGCUGAUUUGGAGGAAUUCGUUUCGGGACCCAAUCACGCUGAUAUCCAAAAAAUUGGUGAUCGUUGUUUCAACGACAAAAUGUAUGAGGCAGCAAAGUUGUUAUAUAACAACGUUAGCAACUUUGCUCGCUUGGCUAUCACAUUGGUACACUUGAAGGAAUUUCAAGGUGCUGUUGACGGUGCACGAAAAGCCAACAGCACUCGUACAUGGAAAGAAGUAUGUUUCGCCUGUGUUGAUGCCCAAGAAUUUCGAUUGGCUCAAAUGUGUGGUUUGCAUAUUGUUGUUCACGCCGAUGAAUUAGAAGAUUUGAUCAACUAUUAUCAAGAUCGAGGUCAUUUCGAAGAAUUGAUUGGAUUAUUGGAAGCUGCAUUAGGUCUUGAACGUGCUCACAUGGGAAUGUUCACCGAAUUAGCUAUUCUAUAUUCAAAAUACAAGCCAGCUAAGAUGCGUGAACAUUUGGAGUUAUUUUGGUCUCGUGUCAAUAUUCCAAAAGUAUUGAGAGCUGCUGAAUCUGCGCAUUUGUGGUCAGAACUUGUAUUUUUGUAUGACAAAUAUGAAGAGUAUGAUAAUGCUGUUUUGGCAAUGAUGGCUCAUCCAACGGAGGCAUGGCGUGAAGGACAUUUCAAAGAUAUAAUCACAAAGGUGGCUAAUAUCGAGCUUUACUACAAAUCAAUACAGUUCUAUCUUGACUAUAAACCUCUUUUGUUGAAUGAUAUGUUGCUCGUAUUGGCGCCACGCAUGGAUCACACACGUGCAGUUAACUUUUUCACAAAAACAGGACAUCUUCAACUUGUUAAACCUUAUUUGCGUUCUGUACAAAGCUUGAAUAACAAGGCAAUCAAUGAAGCACUUAAUGGACUCCUUAUUGAUGAAGAAGAUUAUCAAGGUUUACGUACAAGUAUCGAUGCUUUCGAUAAUUUUGACAACAUUGCAUUGGCUCAAAAACUCGAGAAACACGAGUUAACUGAGUUUAGACGGAUCGCAGCAUAUUUGUAUAAAGGAAAUAAUCGUUGGAAGCAAAGUGUCGAGCUAUGUAAAAAGGAUCGUCUUUUCAAAGAUGCGAUGGAAUACGCAGCUGAAUCACAUCAAGGAGAAAUUGCCGAAGAGCUUCUUGGAUGGUUCCUUGAACGUAAAGCAUUUGACUGCUUUGCUGCAUGCUUAUUCCAAUGCUAUGAUCUUCUAAGACCAGAUGUGAUUCUUGAGCUCGCGUGGAGACAUAAUAUCAUGGAUUUCGCAAUGCCGUAUUUGAUCCAAGUUACUCGUGAAUACACAUCAAAGGUAGAUAAGUUAGAACAAGUAGAGCAAGAACGGCAAAAAGAUACAGAAAACUCCGAAGUUAAGCCAAUGAUUAUGCCGGAACCACAAUUAAUGUUGACAGCAGGCCCAGGCAUGGGAAUCCCUCCCCAAUAUAUUCCCCAACAGCAAUAUGCGCCCGGCUAUCAAAUGCCUUAUCAAGGAUACGGAAUGUAGGAGGUAGAAUUACUCAACUACUUGAUUUAUAUGCAUAAUUUAAGCAACAACAACCACAACAAUAAUAUAGAUAAUGUUAAUGCUAUUAAUAUUGCUAACUAUUACUAUCAAUAUUUGACAUCAAUUGAAGCAACAUCAUCAUCAAGUCCCACACAGCAUUUAGUUAAAUUACUUUCGAUAAACUUAUCAACAUUAACAUGGUACAAAAUUCCAUUGAAGGACUUUAUUAUGAUUUAUUUGACAGUUUGCAUGCAAUUAAGUUAUGUUUAAAAUAAUAAUUUACUUUGACUUUUUCUUACUGUUUCCUUAUUUUCUUCAUUAUUUUUUAUACGUAUCAAUUAUAAUUAUAAUAUUCAUCAUUAUAACUCUAUAUAUUACAAUAUUAAACAUUAUAGUAGUUUAACACAUAAAGAAAUAUUUUUCUUG
Culicoides brevitarsis is the source of this 5568-nucleotide messenger RNA. It is a transcript of the gene Chc, whose product is annotated as clathrin heavy chain. Gene Ontology annotation, molecular function: clathrin light chain binding; structural molecule activity. Gene Ontology annotation, cellular component: clathrin coat of trans-Golgi network vesicle; clathrin coat of coated pit; cell cortex. The record is from RefSeq and is a predicted model, not a curated record. Bases 118 to 5142 code for a protein of 1674 amino acids. The transcript has 7 exons. NCBI's taxonomy places the organism in Eukaryota, Metazoa, Arthropoda, Insecta, Diptera, Ceratopogonidae. Gene Ontology annotation, biological process: intracellular protein transport; receptor-mediated endocytosis.